Messenger RNA from Alligator mississippiensis (American alligator), 2034 nucleotides. Its product is annotated as major histocompatibility complex class I-related gene protein-like. Gene Ontology annotation, cellular component: external side of plasma membrane. The record is from RefSeq and is a predicted model, not a curated record. The transcript has 3 exons. Bases 570 to 1280 code for a protein of 236 amino acids. Gene Ontology annotation, biological process: immune response. Lineage: Eukaryota; Metazoa; Chordata; Crocodylia; Alligatoridae.
CACUUCUACUGGCAUUUCUACACAGGGGUGUCAAAUCCCAGCCCGGACGUGCCCCGUUUCACUGCUGUGGGCUACGUGGACGACCAGCAAAUUCUCCACUACGACAGCGAGACGCGGAGACAGGAGCUGUGCCGGGACUGGGUGCAGCGGGCCGUCGACCCAGGCUUCUGGGACGGAGAAACUGCACUCCUCUCCCUGUCCUGUGCCCCUUGGUGUCAGUAGUUUCGUAGGGUCGGAAGGGACCUGAGCAGAUCAUCAAGUCCGAGCCCCCGUUGUUAUGUCAGUCCCGGUAGUUCUUGGGGGAACAGGGACUCCCCCAUUGCCUGCUGGUCCCCCUUGCCCAGUUUAUAGACAGCCACCAGCCCCGUCCCCACCCCUGGGAACACCAUCCCCAUCCCCAUGUGCCCAGGGUGGCAAGCGCUGCAUCUCGGUCCUGCUGCUGGGUGAGACCCCAAUGCUGCUGUGGGACACGAUGCCCCUGUCCCUGCCCUGCUCAGGCCUCCCAGCUGGGCAGAGCCCACGGCGUGUCCGUACUCUGGCCACGUGUCUGAGAACCAGAGAUCAGCUGUAUGGGACCCCGUUCCUGCAGCCCCGAGCCCAGCACAGCCGUGUCUCCCAUCCCUGUGCUCAUGCCCUGGCGCCGUCUGCUCCUCCCUGAAGUGGCAGCUGGAGCCGACUUUGCAUGGCACAGUGCAGGGCACGCGUGGCCUCCUGGCAGGGGUCUCUGGCCCAAGGGUCGUGGAGGGGCUGUGGCUGUAACCGGUGUCUCCUCCCUCCCAGAGUGCCCCAUGGCACAGGUGAGCGACUGGCCUUCAAUACGGGAUGGACGCACCACCCUGUCCUGUCAGGUCCAUGGCUUCUACGCCAAGGAUGCGGCUGUCGUCUGGCUGCAGAACGGGGAGGCGCAGCCCCAGGAGACGAGCCGCUCGGGGGUCCUUCCCAGUGGAGAUGGGACCUACCAGACCUGGGCCACCAUAGAGAUCGACCCGAGCAGCAACCACAGCUACACCUGCAGCAUGGAGCACGUGAGCCUGGGUGCAGCCCUGAGAGUGGCCUGGGACAAGGGCAGGACGGAGUCCGACCCAGCGAUGAUUGUGGGCAUCGUUAUCGGUGCUGUGCUGGUCACUGCCAUGGCGGGUGCAGCGGUUUUCUUCCUCACUGAGCAGAGCCCGGUGGAGCGUGCACCUCGUCCUCGGGACCCUGCGGAGGAGGAGAGGGAGCAGCACAGCAUCGUGCUGCAGCCCAUUUCCAACUCAGAAGCACCUUUGUUUUUGCCUUGAAUUUGCCAGACAAAGCGCCUUGCUCCGGGACAGCAAGUAGCCCACGGGUGUUAUUUAAACCACUUGUGUCUGUGAGCUAGAAGCACUCAGCGCAGAGCAGCGCGUCAGUGCUGUAUUGCGGGAAGUGGCUGGGCAGUGGUUGUGACGGGUGGGAUUUGGGGCUGACUUGUAGCUGAGCGGCUACUUGCCGAUCCUGGGCCACAGUUUGGUAUCGUGUGUUGCCAACGGGAGGCAGAGCUGCGAUGCCCUCGGAGCUGAUUGUGAACGCUGCGGUGACCGGGCUGCACUGAGUCGGGCAGCGUGUGGGUCGUGCCCUCCAGCCCCCUUGCUCGCUCCGUCCCGGGGCUGAUUGUGCAGUACAGCUCCCAGCCCCGUCUGCGCUGACUGAGCUGCUGUUCAACUUCUCCCGUUGCUUUUUGGUGCCCUGGUUGGCCCAGGGCGCAGCGUGCCCGCUCCCCGUAGUCUGGGGCAUGGCUUGGAGAACAAAACCUCGGGGAAACGGGGGGCCUUCACCAUCCCCUGCCCGCAGGUCCCGGGACUCUGGCCGUGAUUCUGAUGAGCAGAGUCUUCUUCUCCAUCUUUUUUUUUCCCUGAGGAGAGCGUUAGCCCCAGGCAGGUUCGGGAGCUGUUCCUUGGGUCCUUCCAGCCCCACUUCCAGCUCAGGGGCGGGCGAUUAUUUCUGUUGGAGAACUGUUCUACUAGAAAUUUUCAAUUUGAUUAACGUUUAAUUUUAUUAUUACUUAUGUUGUGUACA